UGCUGCAGAGCCCGAGGGGAGCCCAAGGUCUGUGCAGAGGCACACGAGAGAGGCAGCCUGGAAUUUGGGGGACAGCAGCUGAACUGGGCACUGUGUGAGUCCUCCCCAGUAUUGCCCACAGCAGCUGGAUUGGGGGGCUUCACUGGGAGGGGAUGUGGCAGGCUGAGGCCUGGGGUCUCUGCAGCACACUGGUGGGCUCACCAGCAUGGGCAGGCUCAUGCCACGGCCAUCCUCUGCCUGUAGGUUUUACGAACUGUAUUAAUAAUUUCUGUCGCUAUUUUAAGGAGCUUUUUCCAAAGGCAGUUUGCACUCUGGGUACGCUGAGCCUUUGGGAAUGUGUGGGAUGGCAGGAGCGCUGUUAAAACGCGGGGACUGUCAAGAAGAUUUUUGGAGAGAGAAAACAAACCCCCAGCAGGUGGUUUUUUUUGGCACCGUGCAGAUGCGCCUUGUGAUGAAUUUGUGAUGCCUUGAGGAAGCUCAGCCUCAUGCCUUGGCCGAGCACGUUUCCCUCCAGACUCCACAGGCAGCGGGCACACAACCCCGGAGAAGCUUGCCCUGGUACCGCCUGCCUGCUGUGGUUCACUCUGUUUCCCAAGCCCUAUCUGCCUCCAGAAUUCCUGCAGGAAUUCUCUCACAAGGCCAGCGAUGCCUUUUUGCCCCAUUUUUGUCCCCAGUGCGUGCUGUGUGCCUCACGGUGUGAGUGCAGGCAGGAGGGGGGCCCUGCCACAGGAGCCCCUUGUGUCCUCCCAGGGACACCAAACAAGAGCAGCAGCGGGGCUUGCUCAACGUGCAGCGCUCGGAAGUGAAGCAAGCGGCUGCUUCCCACAGCACAUUCCCAGGCAGUGACCCCAGAUGGGGGCUCUGGAGGGGCUGAAGCAUGCAGGUGCUUCUCCACGGAGGAAUGCCCACAGGCAUGUUGGCUCCAGAGCCAGAGGCUGCUGUGCUGGGGCAGGAGAAGCUUUUCCAGCACUGCUGUUCCUGCUCGGUGCUGGGAGGGAUCCUGUGGUGCGAGCAGCUGCUGCUGGCAGUGCUGAGCUGCAAGGGGGGUGGGAUAACAGCCCCCCCAUUCAGCCAGCUGUGCUCACAGCUGGCUGCAGGCCAGCACUCGGGGCACAGGCCUUGGUGGCCAGCGUUUGCAGAUGCAAGCGGCAGCAGAGGAGGAGCAGGAAGGCGCUCGGAUGUGCCCUGCAGGGUGGUUUGGCUGACGAGGCAGCAGUGGCGCAGGCUCGGGAGGACCCGGUUCCGUUUCUUCCAUCGGUUUCACCCAUGCCAGGGCUUGGGAGUGGUCACUGCCCGUCCUCGUGGGGGCUGGGAGUGGGAGGCCACAAACACACGUGGCUGAAGUGGGCGCUGGUGCUUCCCAAAGUUUCUGGCUUUGUGGAGACGCCAAAUGUUUGCCUUUAUGGCAUCUAUUCUGGGCAUUGCUGGAGAUCCAUGCUCAGGACUGUGCUCCUGAGGGAGCUGCAGGAAACAGGACAAGAAGGAGCAGAGGAGCUGGGGAAGAUGGGGAGCAGUGUCCCCUCUCCCCUUCCUGCCUGCAAGGUGAGCAGUGGCACCUCCGUCCUUGCUGCUCUGCCCUACCCUCAGGCAGUGCCUCCAGGGCUGCUGCUGCUGCUGCUGCUGCAUGAGGAAAUAAAACACUUUGAUUGUGUUUCUUAAGCAAAUUUGAGGUUUUGGGGUUUGUCUUGCAGAAACAAUUUUUUAUUUGCAGAUCCUGAUCUUUGUGCAUGCAAGAAUGGAGCUUGUUGAGACUUAGGGUUUGGCGUGUGGAUUGAGAAAAUAUUUUUUGAAGAUACUUGGUGUUUUUUCUAGCAGUUCCUCUGACUUCUCUUCCUCCCUGUUAUGUGGCAGGCUCUGACCACCCACAUUCCUGCAAGGGAAUAUUUCUGGAGUUUUGUGAGGGAGGAGCUGUGUUUGCAUCAAGCGUGGUGUUUUGGUGGCCACGGGUUCAGCAUGAAGCUCAACUAGCAGCACGAUGACCGUACAGGGAAAAGAAGCUGCAGCCUGCCUGCUGGAUGUCCUGCCGAGCCGUGGAAAACCCCAAAAAGUCUCGGUGCCAGAUGAAGUGUCACGGAUUUCUCCGUCAGAUGCCCGUGGGGUUGGACACUCGCUAGCGGAGAGCUGAAGCCCCCAGCCUGUGCCCAGGAGAGCAGGAUGCGGGUCACCACGCGCAGGGUGCUGCUGCUGGUGGGCUCGGUGGCGGCCCUGAUGGUGACCCUGCACCUCGGGCAGCAGGUCCUGGAGUGCCAGCAGGUCCUGAGCGAGAGGAGGCACAGGCUGAUGAGGCCGGAGAACGAGGAGCUGGUGAUGGUGGACGCCAACCACGUGGAGUACCGGUACAGCAAGGACAUGCCCCUGAUCUUCAUCGGCGGCGUCCCCCGCAGCGGCACCACGCUGAUGAGGGCCAUGCUGGACGCCCACCCCGAGGUGCGCUGCGGGGAGGAGACCCGCAUCAUCCCCCGCGUGCUGGCCAUGCGCCAGGCCUGGUCCAAGUCGGGCCGCGAGAAGAUGCGGCUGGACGAGGCGGGGGUGACGGACCAGGUGCUGGACGCGGCCAUGCAGGCCUUCAUCCUGGAAGUGAUCGCCAAGCACGGCGAGCCCGCCAGGUACCUGUGCAACAAGGACCCCUUCACGCUCAAAUCCUCGGUGUACCUGUCCCGGCUGUUCCCCAACUCCAAGUUCCUGCUGAUGGUGCGGGACGGGCGCGCCUCGGUGCACUCCAUGAUCACGCGCAAGGUGACGAUCGCCGGCUUCGACCUCAACAGCUACCGGGACUGCCUGACCAAGUGGAACAAGGCCAUCGAGGUGAUGUAUUCCCAGUGCCUGGAGAUCGGCCGCGCCCGCUGCCUGCCUGUCUACUACGAGCAGCUGGUGCUGCACCCCGAGCAGUCCAUGCACAACAUCAUGAGGUUCCUGGACAUCUCCUGGAGCGACACGGUGCUGCACCACGAGGAGCUCAUCGGGAAGCCCGGCGGGGUGUCCCUUUCCAAGAUAGAGAGGUCAACAGACCAGGUGAUCAAGCCGGUGAACAUGGAGGCGUUAUCCAAAUGGAUCGGGCACAUCCCAGAGGAUGUGCUGCAGGACAUGGCCCACAUCGCCCCCAUGCUCGCCAGGCUCGGCUACGACCCCUACGCCAACCCCCCCAACUACGGCCACCCCGACCCGCUGGUUGUCAACAACACGCACAGGGUUUUAAAGGGGGAUUAUAAAACACCGGCCAAUCUCAAAGGUCACCUGCAGGUGACUCAGAACACGUCAUCUUCUCACUAAGAAAAUUAAUGAUUUCCAGAACGCUGCCAACAGCCUGUUGUUGCCCGAGAAGGAAGAGCGUGCAGUGGGCCCGUGGAAAUCUGUUCUCCAAGCAUAUUGCUUGUUCCUACUGUUGCCAAAUGACUGCGCUCCAGGAAUGUAUUUGCAUUUAUUUGCAAAGGCCAAACGUGCUCCACAGCGGGAACGUCCCCGGCCGGUCGCAGCGCUCCGUGGGGAAUGCAGCUGUGGAAACCCGGGGGGACGGGAGGAGAUUCCCCGUGCUGUGGCUGGAGGACUCCGUACAUGGCGUGUGUGUCUCGUGUUCCCGGUGUGGGAGGAACAGCCCUCCCAUCCCUGCUGUUCUGUAUUCCUGGGAUCGGGAAGAGCCACCCUGGUCCUGCUGUUUCCAAUUCCCAGGGUCAGGAACAGCCCCCUGGCCUUGAAGAGCCUUUGUGGUGUGUGUGCCCUCCCCCCAACCGCCUCCCUGACCCUGCAGAGCCUAUUGCAGAGUUAAUAUAUGCCCCCCAUCCCACCCCACCCCACCCCUGGUGUCGAACACCAUUAAAGUGUUGAUUUGA
Molecule: messenger RNA, 3827 nt
Organism: Taeniopygia guttata (zebra finch)
Lineage: Eukaryota; Metazoa; Chordata; Aves; Passeriformes; Estrildidae
Source: RefSeq, a predicted model, not a curated record